AUAUAAUAUUUUCUCACUCUCUCUCAAUUUCUCUUUUUUUACGUCACAUAAGUAAAAAUUAAUUAUUGGUAUAAAUGCAGGUGAAUAUUAUAAUAUGAAUGUUCUGACAUUAAUGCGGAUGUUGCGUGAUAAAUAUGGCAAUAUUGUCAAACUUGAUGGUUUCGCACAAAGACCGUGCAUCUUUUUAUUUUGUCCAGAAUUAUGUAAAAGUAUGUAUCAGUUGCAAGGUAAAUGGCCAAUACGGAUAUCCAUGGAAUCCUUACUUUAUUAUCGUAAGAGCAGAAAAGAUAUCUACGGCGGACAGUACGGUCUCGUGAUAAGUCAGGGAGAACUGUGGCAAAAGUUUCGAACAAAAGUUAAUCCACAUAUGCUGCAACCGCAAAUAAUUAAACCACAUGUCGUACAGAUCUGCGAAACAGUCAACGAUUUUGUAGAAUAUAUGCGAGUAUUGCGAGAUCCCAAAACUCUAGAACUGUCAAACGACUUCAUGAACGAAUUGUAUAAGUGGAGUUUAGAAACAAUGUUUUCAAUCGCAUUGGAUUAUCGUCUGGGAUGCUUAAAGCCUAAUCUUGUCAUGAAUUCGGAACCGCAAAUAAUAAUUAAUUGUGUAAAGGAAAUGUUCGAACUUCUCUACCGUUUAGAAAAUCCAUCGCCAUGGAAAGCGACCAAUAUGCGCAAUCUCAAAAAGCUGUUCCAAACGUCAGAUAUAAUUAAUGAAAUUUCUAAUAAAUAUAUCAAACAUGCUAAAACCAAAUUUUUGGAGACAUCAGAUAACACGAGUCUAAAAGACCGUAGUAUACUGAUGAGACUCUUGUGUAUCGAUGAACAAAUAGCUUAUGUAAUGGUUUUGGAUACACUAACGAGCAUUGAUACGACUAGUAAUGCAGCUGCCGCUUUGCUAUAUUAUGUCGCAAAUAAUGUUAAGAAACAAGAAAAAUUGCGAGAAGAAGUAAUGUCUGUAUUACCUAGCAAAACAACGCCUAUUACACAUGAUAUGCUUGAGCGUAUACCGUAUACUAAAGCAUGUAUCAAAGAAUCAUUGCGAAUGUUUCCUAUCGCUAGUGGCGUUCAAAGAACUAUACAAAGAGAUGUUCUCAUAGGAGGAUACAUAAUACCAAAAGAAUCAUUCAUUAUUGCUUGUCACGGACUUUUUUCAAUGGAUCCAACAUAUUUUCCACUACCGGAAGAGUAUAUUCCCGAGAGAUGGCUGCGAAAUAGUCCCGAAUUUUUAUUGUACGGAAUGUCGCAUCCUUACGCGUAUUUGCCUUUUGGUUUUGGUGCUCGCUCCUGUAUUGGACGAAAAUUCGUUGAGAUGGAUCUGGAGAUAUUACUUUUGAAAAUCAUACGAAAUUUCCGGAUUGAAUGGCAUUACGGACCGCUUGAGUAUAAGAGUGAAAUUAUAAAUAUGGUGACAUCGCCAUUGGCAUUAAAACUUAUCGAUGUGUAGAUUAUUUCAAUUCCGUAAUUCAGUCAUUAUCAUUUUGUGAAAUACAUCAAGAUUUUAUGACAAUAUUGCUAGUGGUAUCCAUCACAUUGGAAGGAACGUUUCUUUCAAAUAUUUUAAUAUUUUAUGACAAAUACUAAUUAUGAGAAAUACUAAUACAUGUAUAACAGUAUAAACACAUUACAUACAAGAUGUCUAAGAUAUGAGUACAUAAUAGGUACAACGGAAGCAUUUACUAGAUAGAUGCUCAACCGCUCAUCAAGUAGCAAUUAAAAAUAAAUGGUUCUUACCUUUAGAUUAAAAAAUUAUUUUUAUUAUAGACUCUAUAAGAUAAUACUGCAGUAUGAUCUGUAUAUUCAUUUUUAAGACCAUCUUAAGUUCUUUUAAGAUGUUAUCAAUCGAUCAUUAUUUGACUGUAAAUACCGGCCUGUAUAUGUGUAUUUUCUAUAUAAUAUUAUGUAAAUAAAGUA
Molecule: messenger RNA, 1914 nt
Organism: Monomorium pharaonis (pharaoh ant)
Lineage: Eukaryota; Metazoa; Arthropoda; Insecta; Hymenoptera; Formicidae
Product: cytochrome P450 CYP12A2
Exons: 7
Coding region: 95-1447 (450 amino acids)
Molecular function (GO): heme binding; oxidoreductase activity, acting on paired donors, with incorporation or reduction of molecular oxygen; iron ion binding
Source: RefSeq, a predicted model, not a curated record